ACCUAAUCUAAUGUACAUAUCCUCCGUGAUGUGAAUCGUGAACUGAGACAUACCUUACAUUGUGUAUCGCACAAUAGAAUGAUUGGCUUCUGUUAGAGCGCUUCCAUUCCUCUUCGGACUCGAUGUCUCAGAACUAAGCGCCCCGUCUUGAGUCACCGCUGUAGGCAUCACAUGCCACAUGCUAAGCCAUCAAGGAUUACAAACACAAACAUCAUGAGGUGUCCCUGUUUUCCUCUCAAAUUUUCUCUCAUUCUCUAAUUUCUCCGCCGCUUUGUUGUUGUCCUUGAAAUCGCUACUACUCAUUACGCCCCCUAGUCAGCAGACAUAAAGCUUCUAGUGCGUUUAUCCACAAAGAGAUUAUUCACAAAGAAAAUAUUUGUUCUCCUGCAGAAGCUGUCUCCUCGAGUCUAUACAUACUAGCCCUUAGCUUUUAUGAUGAUAUCGAUUGAAAUUUACCACCAUGGCUCACUUCUCAAUUUUUACGCUUCCUUUCAGGAUUCUCAAGGCAUUAUUGCUCAUCUUGCUUACGCCAAUCUUCCAUAUAAUUUCUUGUCUCCUUUCGGUCUUCACGCGCGUAGCACGCUAUUUCUCCAAGAACAAGGCUCCCAGCUUGUCACUUAAGACCUCGCAACAACCUAAUGACGUCCUGUGUAAUCGAGAGAAGGGAAAACUGUUGAACGCCUGGUCGGCAUCGACUACUUCCAAGGUCCUUUUUGUGACCAUAGAAGCGAAUCUAUCGAAUGAUAAAACAUCAGUAAUUUCGGAAAUCGCUGUAUCUGGUUGGUCUCCUGACAGGUCACGAAUCUUCGAGCCAUCUCUCUGGGUGGUUGAGAACAAUGAUCUCGAUGCUACAGAACACGUGUCACACGGUCAAGACUUCUGGACCGAAGAUAACCGACACUACAGGAAGUGAGGCUAUAAGCGAUUAAAUAAGAACAAUCUAUUAAUUACAAAAGGACCAACAGUUAAGGCAUAAGUGCCCAAUAAAAGGAAGGGAAUCAUAAAUUAAAUAAGGCUUAAAUAAGUAUAAAUAGCUAAAGAAUCUCCUAUUUUAAAGUAAAAAAAAAG
Xylaria bambusicola is the source of this 1068-nucleotide messenger RNA. RefSeq lists its product as uncharacterized. The transcript has a single exon. NCBI's taxonomy places the organism in Eukaryota, Fungi, Ascomycota, Sordariomycetes, Xylariales, Xylariaceae. Bases 461 to 913 code for a protein of 150 amino acids. The record is from RefSeq and is a predicted model, not a curated record.